AUGCCCCAGGUGGACCUGGAGAGCCUGGUGUGCGGCGUGUCGGGCGCCGGCGCCGGGGACAGGAAGGUGUCGUGCGAGACGGUCAUCGCGGGGGGCAGCGAGGACGCCUCGCCGCCGCGGAUGCCCAUGCCGCCGCCGCCGCCACCGGACCCGGACUUCCCGCCCGAGUCGAUAACCAUCCCCAUCGGCGACGACGUGGCGUUCUCGGAGCUGAACCCGAUAUACGAACGGGACGACUCCACCAAGGGCAGCACCAACCCCAAGUUCGCGGCGGCCGUCGUGGCCAACCCCAUCGCGGCCAAGACGCGGUCCAACUCCACGCGCGUCGCGGGCGCCCCACCCCCCGCGGCCGGCACCACUUUCUUCGGCCUCCCGGCCAAGAUCCGCCCGACCUUCUCCCGGCGCCGGCCGUCGCAAGACCGGAUCUUGCACGACAAGCGCGCGAGCGGCGGCGGCGGUAGCAGCAGGGGCGACGGCGAGGUGGAGCCGCGGUCGCCCAAGGUGUCCUGCAUUGGCAAGGUCCUGUCCGACCGGGAGCGGCACGGGCGGCGCCGGCGCGGGCGCCACGGGUGGUGGCACGGCGUGGCGGCCAUGUUCCGGUGCGACGGCUGCGCCCGUGUACCCGGCGGCGCGUCCAGGAAGAUGGCGCUGGAGGACGAUGACGGGGAGCAGCAGCAGGAGGAGCCGGGCAUUGCGGGAAUGCGGAGGUUCAAGUCCGGGAGAAGAGCCGCUUCGUGGGGCGACGAGGCGCUGGCCGCGGCGGCGGUGGGCGACGAGGACGAGGGGAAGGAGAGGCCCGACAGCCAGGACGCUGAGCAGUGGUCCCGGCGGCCGGUAGGUUGUGGCGAGGGCGGGAAACGAUUGGAUCGCGGAGGUGGCGUCGCCGGGGCCCGCUGUAAGUGA
Miscanthus lutarioriparius is the source of this 903-nucleotide messenger RNA. The record is from the annotation of a GenBank genome assembly. Lineage: Eukaryota; Viridiplantae; Streptophyta; Magnoliopsida; Poales; Poaceae.